AUGUACAGAUUCAAGACUUCGGACGCCAAUUGGGAAGACAUUCUGAUGGAGGCGGCAAAACACGAUGAGAAGCCCAUGUGGAUUUACGUGAUUUUCCGGAAGAAUCAUUGCUCUGGCCAUGAGAAGAUGACUGUAAAUAUUUCAUUUGACGGCCCAGUUUUUUGGACUCGCCAAGUCGCCUACAUCUAUUGUUGCAGUUGCCAUUUUGAACUUCAUGAAAAUCCCCUCCUCACAAUCCUGCAUAAAUUCGAAGCAAGAGUGGAGCGAGUGUGCCUGGUCGAUACCCCCGUUGAUUAUGCAUUCCUCCCGGAUUCCAUUUUUGCCUACAUGGCCCGCUCAAUGCCCAAGCUACAGUUUGUCUAUUUGCGGGAGCUCGAUUUGGAGAAAAUCAAUCGAGGGACCGUGGCGGAGUUGGCUGUACACAGGAGUUUGAAGAAGGUGAUCGUGCACAAAUGCCGAAAUUACGAGGUGCUUGAAGAUUUCCGUAAUCUGCCCCAGCUGCUGGUUGUCAAGGGUGAAAUUCAAGGACUUCGGUCAAUGCUUGGCGGAGACCCAGAUGCACCCCCGGAAAGCCUGCCAAGCUCGAUGACCACUUCAACUUCAACCAACUCCGAAGCGUCAGAACUGUCUGAACGCCUUCAACAUGUUUCGGUCUCACAGAGCCCA
This is a messenger RNA of Mesorhabditis spiculigera, 666 nucleotides long. The record is from the annotation of a GenBank genome assembly. Lineage: Eukaryota; Metazoa; Nematoda; Chromadorea; Rhabditida; Rhabditidae.